Molecule: messenger RNA, 2583 nt
Organism: Plenodomus lingam JN3
Lineage: Eukaryota; Fungi; Ascomycota; Dothideomycetes; Pleosporales; Leptosphaeriaceae
Biological process (GO): autophagosome assembly
Cellular component (GO): phagophore assembly site
Source: RefSeq, a predicted model, not a curated record
AUGUCAUUGAAUCAGUUCACUGCCAUCAUACGACUACCGUUUGUUCGAGGAAACUUUGAAGAUCCACCCCAGGCGCAAUGGGACGCAGAGAAGGACCGGCAACUUUGGAAGAUCAUAUCCAAGUCCUCGAAAACAAGCGACUUAGAUUGGGCGGAGUUAGCGAUCAAGUUUCAAGUCCCACCUACAUUUCUUCUACAGCAAGCAGCAUGGUUAUACGAACGUCAUCUUGACCAUGUACGAAAUCAGAUGAAGAAGGUCAGCAUUUCCAACAUGAAUUCGCCAACGCCAACGGGUGGUAGCACGCUGACUGCGGUUGGUGGUGUUGCUAUGCGUCGUGGAGGCAGUGCUGGGUCCGGCGCGGGGAGGACGAAAUCGGCGCUAUCAGGGCGACCGAAGGACAGUCCAAAUCUUCGGGGCGGGGAAAUCAUACCUGCUCCUUCACUCUCGAGGACACCCUCGACAACCACCAUUACUCAAUCACGAACACAAGUCCAGGCUCCAACUCGGACACAAUCCAUACGAUCCACCCAUCGUCCAAGCUUGACCACCCGGAAAUCAGAAGAUCAGCCGCCUGUGACUGCCGCUCCUCCUAAUUACAGCAAAGAUCAAGCAGAAUCCCCCGAUUUUCCUGAAUCAUCCUCGUCUAGCUCAUCUUCCUUGUCUGAUACUGACCAUCCAGCUCACCGGAGUCAGCUGUUCAAGCGUCCACCGCGGUUCAAAGCACAGCGACCACGAGACCUGGACACAUUUGAAGAAGGUGAUGGUCCACUUGAAACAGAGAAUUCUGAGUCUCAAGGAUCACCAAUCCUGCCUUUUGCCUCUGCUCCCAGGAGGCCAGGAACAGGCAAUAGAUAUGCACAAGGUACACCAUCUCGAGCUAGCAGUAAACCCAAACAAAAGUAUCAACAAUCUGAUCGUGGAAUACAUUUGCCUCCCUUAAGGCAGAAAUCUGUAGAUCAGCAGUCACAGGCUACUACAGAAACAGCAUCGUCCAUGACUAGUUCUGGCGGUCUGCACUCUGCCGCAAGGAGUCCAUUGAGCCCUCCCGAUAACCAUCGCGCCGAGUUGGCUAGAUUGGGAAGCCCAAAGUCAAGGAGACCUCGAUCGAGGAAGGAAGGUAGUGAAGGCACGCCGAGCAUGGGCAGCAGUUUCAGUGAUAUCGAUGAUGCGGGAAUUAGUCAAUCGGCGCUGGAGGAAGCUUUGCUCAGCAAUAUGCAGCAUGGAAGGAUGACUCCAAUAACCACUACCUACACCAACGGCACCAACGUCGUCUCCUUCACCGCCACCUACCAGCUCCUCAAAAAACUCCUCGCGCACCCAGAAUGCUCCCACCGCAAUAUUGCCGAAUCACGCUGGCCCUGCCCAGUCUGCGAAACCAGCUUCACAAAUCGGUUCUGGGACGCCACAGCCACUCUGCUCGACUACUUCGCCGACUUCUUCCCCAAAGACGACGCAAACAUGCAAAGUCUCUGGUUCCACCUGCUCGAUAUGUGGCAAUCCGCUGCCCUCUGGCUCGGCCACACCGACACCCUCUACGAAGCCUUCCACACGCCCCAGUCCAGGCGUUGCGCACACGACAUCGUUCACGCCGAGCAAUUCAAGCGGGACUUUGAGCUCACGCGCAAGCUCUUUGAAACCAUCAUCUACGGACCCAAGAUGAUGGCGCGCGGCAGCGUCAAACUAAGUGAAGAUGUCAUUCAUCCCCCAGACGGCGUGAAACCGGGGCCUUCACCGGGCCAGCACGAGACCGGGCCGUGGAUAUCGGGUCUCAAGCCAUGGCAGCAAUGGUUAUGUGCUGGGAGUCCCGGUGUCGCAGCCCCUCCUUCGGUCAUCCCCGUGGAUGAAGACAAGGGCGAGACGCUCCGCCACGUGCCCAUGUCUGCAGUUGCCAUAAUCCACCAACACACGCAGCGGGCGCGGGGCUGGGCGCUGCAUCUUGCGUCGCGCGAGCCGGAGACGGUGCGUGACAAGAUGGCCGUGUUUGAUGCGCACAGUCUGCGGUUUCCCAAGACGGGAAAGACGGCGGCGUAUACGUCGGUGCAGGGAAGGGCGGUGCGGUAUAGGUUGGUGAAUGGGGCGCCGCCAGUGGGACGGGUGCCUGGGCUGCUGGAUUGGGAUAUGCGGAAUAAUGAUCCGGAUUUGGCGGCGGUAGAUGAGUGUGUGGGGUUGUGUAGGGGAGAGGAGGCGUAUGUGGCGCAGAGUGGGUUUCCGGAGGAGGAGGUGGAGGAGGAGGAGGGAGAUGGGGGGGAGGAGGUAGAAGAUGACGGAGAAGAUGACGGAGAAGAUGAUGAAGAACAAGAGGAAGAACAAGAGGAGGAGGAGGAUGGAUACGAAGGAGAAGAAGAAGGAGAAGAAGAAGAGGACGAAGACGAAGCCGACUCCGACGAAGACAUGGAAGAAGAGAUUGUCGAGGAUGAACUACACGGCUGGUUCGACAUGUGGAGCGUCGUCGAGAGCAAGAAGAGCAAGCAGGACAAAGGCCAGUUUGCAGGCGAAUUGGACAAUGUAUUCGACGAGUGGGCAAUGAGCGAGAGGGCACAGAGGAUAGAUGGAAAUGUACGAUUGCCGGCGCGACAUGGAUGA